Lachnellula hyalina is the source of this 792-nucleotide messenger RNA. RefSeq lists its product as uncharacterized. Bases 1 to 792 code for a protein of 263 amino acids. The transcript is spliced from 2 exons. NCBI's taxonomy places the organism in Eukaryota, Fungi, Ascomycota, Leotiomycetes, Helotiales, Lachnaceae. The record is from RefSeq and is a predicted model, not a curated record. Gene Ontology annotation, molecular function: protein binding.
AUGAGUUCUUCAACAACUGCCACCUUUGAUGCCAAUGAUCUUGGAACCGACAUCGUCACCAUCCAUGUUGGGCCCAAUAGAAAAGCGUUUGCUAUCCAUAAGAACCUUAUCUGCAACCGUUCGGCUUUCUUUUCCAAAGCUUUUAAUGGCCCUUUUAUGGAAGGCGUCGAUGGCACAAUGCAAUUACCGGAAGAUGACUCGCAGGCGUUCAGUGCCCUCGUUGUCUGGAUGUACCGCGAUCAACUCCCUCUUUUUCCCACCGAACAAUAUAAAGAUGACGGUAAUGGAUGUGACAUGUAUGUUGAGUCACUUUUACCACUCUUUCAUUUAGCAGAAAAGCUGUGUAUCAAUGCUUUAGCCAAUCAAAUUAUGGACAGGGUUCAAGACGUUCACUUUUUGCACAGCCGCAUGUUUGGCGGCUCAGAACUCGAGACCGUCUAUGCAUAUUCCCACGGAGGGAGCAAGAUUCGAACUUAUGGCGUUCUUAUGGUGAUUCAAAGAAGUUCUGCAGGCGAGGUCUUCGACGAAGGCCAUGCGAAUGAAGGCGAAGAGAGUGACGAAGAGCUUCUAGGAGGAUUAUUAAAGCUGCAAGAAUCCCAGCCAGACUUCGGUCGAGACUUCAUUACGCUACAGAUGAAAUAUGGAGCCCGCUUUCGGAGAAGAUUAAGAUACAGAUGUGCCGAUGUCCAAACUCGCGCGGAGAACAGCUUUGGUCAGUGUUUCUUCCAUAACCACGCCAAAUCAGAGGUCUGUCACCUUGGGCCAGAGCCUGUGGAUGCAAAUGGGCCAUGA